Messenger RNA from Filobasidium floriforme, 864 nucleotides. RefSeq lists its product as uncharacterized. NCBI's taxonomy places the organism in Eukaryota, Fungi, Basidiomycota, Tremellomycetes, Filobasidiales, Filobasidiaceae. The transcript has 2 exons. Bases 133 to 675 code for a protein of 180 amino acids. The record is from RefSeq and is a predicted model, not a curated record.
GUUUGACCAUAUCUCUUCGAGAGCGGAUGAGGCUGAAACACGAGACGAGUGGACUGAAUUCUGAUACUUGCACAGUCAGCCUUGCACGCCCGGUGAUCUCGCGUUUCCUCUUUCGGCACGAUAGCAAGGAACAUGGCGGCAAGCGAGGCGACGGCCGGAUCUGGAGACGAGCGAAAGAUAACGUGCUGCGCGGCUUUGUUCCUCUCUUCUCUUCGUUCGCGUGCGAUGACGAGGGAUCUACGGAUUCGUGUUGGUGGAAUCCUCGACGGGGUCGUCGUCAAAUUCUUGCUGAUCAACACGGUGGCCGUGUAUUCCAACCUGCUUCUGCGCAGCUGCGCAGCCAAGGUUUCAAGUUGGAACACAGCGGACCUUGUGCAUCACCGGUCUUUUAGUCGGCAGUCGGGGAAACAAGGGAUCGGCGCUCCAAAUUCGCUUCGAAUGUCGCUCACGCCACGAUGUUUGACAUUGUAUUACGUCGUGAGUAUAUUGCAGGUCGAGACAUGCUGCGACAGAUCCGACAGAUCUCGCUGGGUUCCUCCAUUCACUCGGAGUCAUGCUAAUUGGAUAAUUCGACAGCGGUGGAUCGAAAAGAAGCUACACGCGCUCGCUUGCAGAGGUCGACAUUCUUUCUAUCGGAGCGCAUCGGGUUCUGCUACGUACCGUAGAAUAGGGUGAGGUACACCGCGGACACGUUGUUCGAACGUCAGAUGUCGACGCCGAACGGAUCCGUGACCAGCGUCCCGGGAAUGAUCCGCUUGAAACCAACUGGAACUCCCUUUGUUCGCUCAGCCGCGGCGUUGGCAUCAUGACAUCCCGUAUCAUAUGGAUCGUUCCAUGCUCAUGCUCAUGCGAAGGCAGGGGAGG